Cydia amplana is the source of this 1110-nucleotide messenger RNA. RefSeq names its product phospholipase A1 member A-like. Gene Ontology annotation, biological process: lipid catabolic process. The record is from RefSeq and is a predicted model, not a curated record. Lineage: Eukaryota; Metazoa; Arthropoda; Insecta; Lepidoptera; Tortricidae. Bases 32 to 1096 code for a protein of 354 amino acids. Gene Ontology annotation, molecular function: lipase activity. The transcript is spliced from 3 exons.
ACGUAUAACUAAAGUGAUAUGUGUAGUUGUAAUGAUGCAGUUGAUGUGUGCUUUGGUGACCGCAGUUGAAUAUAAUGAAACCAGUGAGGGUUAUGCACAAAACUUCAUGCCUUUUUGUCCUGGUGUAGGAAAGCCGGCUGAGAUAAAACCAGAACAUUUGAGCAAAUUAAAAAUCGCAGUAUUAGCCGACGGUUCACUUUUAUUCUCCAAAUGGACAUCUUAUAACUACCGCAACAUAAAAACCCUGGCCAUGGACCCUAAUAUUGACUUCAGACGAAAGACUAUCGUGUAUUGUCCUGGAUACACGGAACAUACCAGGUUACCGGUUGGAAGGUUUUUAAUGCUGCAGUAUAAGAGAUUAGGAUACAAUGUGUUAAUUAUAGAAUAUAUAGACUUCACCACAAACAUAUUCCCCGUUGUUCCACGCGUGCUGCGUCCUGUCGGCAAGCAUAUUGCCGAAAUGCUAGCCAACCUGACUACGGUCGGUCUCCAACCAAAAAAACUGGAGCUGCUAGGUCUCAGCCUGGGAGGUGUGUCCAUGACCUUCAUAGCCAAGAGUUUCCAACAAAUUACUGGUAGAAACAUCUCAAAGCUCACCGCUCUCGACCCUACUGGACCCUGCGUCAGACACCUUGGACCAGAGGGUAGGUUAGACCCCUCCGAUGCAGAUUUUGUCCUACAAGUUGCAACGAACAUCGGAGGAUAUGGCUUAGGCACUCCGGUCGGACACGUAUCAGUCUAUGUAAACGGAGGGGAGUACCAGCCUGGCGCCUUUCCGUCGUAUUUAUGUGACAACUUAUGCAGUCACAUGCAAGCGUUUUUGAUAUGGAUAUCGGUCAUGGAAAAUCCUGGCAAAUUCGUCAUGAUGCUAUGUGAUUCUCAACAGCAGGCGAGGGACCACAACUGUUUUGAGAGGAAGCCAAUGGUAACGAACACUCUGGAUCUAUAUACGGAUAAAAGCAAGCCGGGUAUUUAUUACUUGGCAACAAGUUCUAAAUACCCGUAUUAUUUGGGUAAAAAAGGCUUGAAAAGGAGUGGGUCGGAAGCUUUGAAUCACAUAAGUGAUCUUAAUGCUGUUGACGUUCUGCGGGUUUAAAGAUACCCACAGGA